AUGAGCUCUAGCGAAACCAACGACAAGACAUUUACACGUACAGUGCCAACACCAAGUUUGGAUAGUGAUGCCACUUCCCAUGAAGACCCUCAGGCAUUUACUGUUGCUGAUCGGGCUGGUCCCAUGAGUGCUAUCAGGCGCACGGUCACACAUGAGUCUGCUACAGACCAGGGCCGCGACGAAGUCCUCAGCGAAGUCUACACUCGUACAUCAGGCUUCACUAAUCCUCUGCCUUCGAUGGGCGGCAAGCCAUACCCACCACUUAUUGAGGAUAUAGAUCAGUACAAGGUCGAGUUCGACGGCCCUGACGAUCCUCUGUGUCCUUUGAAUUGGAGCACAAUGUACAAAAUCCGAGCAGGUGGUCUGCUUGUGCUCCCCACAUUUUCUGCCGUAUGGGGCUCCUCUAUCUACGGAGCUGCCACCGUCGAUAUCGAACACAUAUUCCACGUGGGCGUAGCUGUAUCAGUCCUUGGUGUUUCUCUUUAUGUCCUUGGCUUUGCUACGGGUCCUAUUCUGUGGGGUCCUUUAUCUGAGAUUUAUGGUCGAAAGCUCCCUAUUGUUGUUUCUGGAUUUUUCACCACUGCAUUUUCAUUCUGGGCGGCUACAGCCGAUCACUUUUACCAUCUAAUGCUUUACCGGUUUUUUGCCGGUGUCUUCGCUUCAGCUCCUCUGGUUGUUGUCGCAGCUGCUUAUUCUGACAUGUUGCCAACCAAAGCCCGAGGUGCAGCUAUUAGUUUGUUCUCACUAUGUGUUAUGGGUGGCCCCUUUUUGGCUCCUGUUGUGGGUGGAUAUAUUGUCAAUUCAUACCUGGGAUGGAGAUGGGUGUUCUACAUUAGUGGUAUUUUAUCCGGAUUUGUAACUCUUCUCAUGGCUCUGUUCGGUCCUGAGACGUAUCACCCUGUUAUUUUGAUCAGCAAAGCACGCGAGCUCCGCGAGCGAACUGGAAAUCAGAUGAUUUUUGCUUCCCAAGAGCGUAUCUCAAUUGAUCUGAGUGCAAUUGUUAAAAAGGUCUUGGCUCUGCCUAUCAAAAUGUUAUGCAGAGAGCCCGUUCUUCUCCUCAUGUCCCUCUACCACGGGUUUGUCUACGGAAUUCUGUACCUGUUGUUGGAAGCCGUCCCUAUUGUUUUCACAAACUACGGAUUCCACAAAGGUAAUUUGUACCUGCCUUAUCUCUCGCUAUUCGUUGGUGUGGUGGUCUUCACCAUUAUCGACUUCUGUUAUUUUCAAAGGAAGUUCGCACGUGAUCUGGCCAAGAGUGGACGCCACGUACUGCCUGAAUUACGUCUGCCUGGCAUGAUGACCGGUGGAGUCCUAUUCCCUAUCGGCAUUUUCUGGUUCUGUUGGACCGGUGCAUACCACGAGUACUGCCAUUGGAUUGUACCGACCAUUGGUCUUGCCUUUGUCGGUGCGGGACUUAUCGGUAUUUUCUUGCCGAUUUUCAAUUAUUUGAUCGAUACCUAUCUUAUGUUAGCGGCAUCCGCGUUGGCGGCUAAUGCGUUUACUCGAGCGUCAAUGGGUGCGGCCUUUCCUAUCUUUGCCACGGCCAUGUUCCACAAUCUCGGCGUCCAAUGGGCUGGAACGUUACUCGGCUGUCUUGCCGCAAUCCUUGUGCCCAUUCCGGUCAUUUUCUUCCUCUAUGGUCAUGUUAUCCGCAGGCAUUCCUACUAUGCGCCUAAGAUUGAGUAG
Molecule: messenger RNA, 1686 nt
Organism: Wickerhamiella sorbophila
Lineage: Eukaryota; Fungi; Ascomycota; Dipodascomycetes; Dipodascales; Trichomonascaceae
Product: putative transporter C36.03c
Exons: 1
Coding region: 1-1686 (561 amino acids)
Biological process (GO): transmembrane transport
Molecular function (GO): transmembrane transporter activity
Source: RefSeq, a predicted model, not a curated record